AUGGACAACAUCUCGGAGAUUCUAGAGGCCAUUUAUAUUGGUGCAGUUGUUGCAACUUUCCUUUUCAACACUGGACGUAUUAUAAAAGCAGUAGACAUCUUUAACGAAUGUUUGGUGCUCCUUAACGGUAAAGCCCUAGAGACAAUCAAAGAACUUACCACACCACGUCUUAUCUAUGUAUACCACAAACUUCUGGAAGGCUAUAUUCGUGUGUACGAUCACACCUGUGCGAUAGAAUGUGGUAAAAAGCUUCUAGUGAUACUACACAGUAGUGGCAAAAAAGAAGAAGAAGGGAUGACAUUACUUAAACUAGCGAACAUCUACUAUCAAAGAAGCAAAUACGAGGAAGCAAAACAGUUUUACGAGAAGGCACUCAGCAUCAUGAUUGAGGCUGGAAAUAAUCGCAGAGUUGGAACGUGUUACGGAAAUCUAGGAGCUGUGUUUCAAUCUCUUGGUCAAUAUACCAAGGCUGAAGAAUACCUUCAAAAAGCAUUAGUGAUCAGGAAAGAAAUCGGUGACAAACGAGGAGAAGCAUCACAUUAUGGAAAUCUAGGAACUGUGUUUUUUUCUGUUGGUCUGUAUACCAAGGCUGAAGAAUACCUCCAAAAAGCACUAGUGAUCAGGAAAGAAAUCGGUGACAUAAAAGGAGAAGCAGUAGAUUACGGAGAGCUAGGAAUUGUGUUUCAUUCCGUUGGUCAAUAUACCAAGGCUGAAGAAUACCUUCAGAAAGCACUAAUGAUCAAGAAACAAAUCGGUGACAAACAAGGAGAAGGAUCUGCUUACGGAAAUCUAGGAACUGUGUUUCUAUCUGUUGGUCAAUAUACCAAGGCUGAAGAAUACCUUCAAACAGCACUAGUGAUCAAGAAAGAAAUCGGUGACAAAGAAGGAGAAGCAUCUACUUACGCAAAUCUAGGAAGUGUGUUUAGAUCUGUUGGUCAAUAUACCAAGGCUGAAGAAUACCUUCAGAAAGCACUAACGAUCAGGAAAGAAAUCGGUGACAAAGAAGGAGAAGCAUCUGAUUACGGAAAUCUAGGAACUGUGUUUCAAUCUGUUGGUCAAUAUACCAAGGCUGAAGAAUACCUUCAAAAAGCACUAGUGAUCAGGAAAGAAAUUGGUGACAAAAAAGGAGAAGCAGUCGAUUACGGAAAUCUAGGAGCUGUGUUUCAAUCUGUUGGUCAAUAUACCAAGGCUGAAGAAUACCUUCAAAAAGCACUAGUGAUCAGGAAAGAAAUUGGUGACAAAAAAGGAGAAGCAGCAGAUUAUGAAAAACUAGGAACUGUGUUUAAAUCUGGUGGUCGAUAUACCAAGGCUGAAGAAUACCUUCAGAAAGCACUAAUGAUCAAGAAACAAAUCGGUGACAAACAAGGAGAAGGAUCUGCUUACGGAAAUCUAGGUGCUGUGUUUCAAUCUGUUGGUCAAUAUAACAGGGCUGAAGAAUACCUUCAAAAAGCACUAGUGAUCAGGAAAGAAAUUGGUGACAAAAAUGGAGAAGCAGCAGAUUACGGAAAUCUAGGAGCUGUCUUUAAAUCUGUUGGUCAAUAUACCAAGGCUGAAGAAUACCUUAAAAAAGCACUAGUGAUCAAGAAAGAAAUCGGUGACAAAGAAGGAGAAGCAACGGGUUAUGGAAAUCUAGGAGCUGUGUUUCAAUCUGUUGGUCAAUAUACCAAGGCUGAGGAAUGCCUUCAAAAAGCACUAGUGAUCAGGAAAGAAAUCGGUGACAAACAAGGAGAAGCAGUCGAUUACGGAAAUCUAGGAACUGUGUUUAGAUCUGUUGGUCAAUAUACCAAGGCUGAGGAAUACCUUCAAAAAGCACUCGUGAUCAGGAAAGAAAUCGGUGACAAAGAAGGAGAAGCAUGUGCUUACGGAAAUCUAGGAACUGUGUUUCGAUUUGUUGGUCAAUAUACCAAGGCUGAAGAAUGCCUUCAAAAAGCACUAGUGAUCAGGAAAGAAAUCGGUGACAAAAAAGGAGAAGCAGUCGAUUACGGAAAGCUAGGAACUGUGUUUCUUUCUGUUGGUCAAUAUACCAAGGCUGAAGAAUACCUUCAAAAAGCGCUAGUCAUCAGGAAAGAAAUCGGUGACAAACAAGGAGAAGCAGUCGAUUACGGAAAUCUAGGAACUGUGUUUCAAUCUGUUGGUCAAUAUACCAAGGCUGAAGAAUACCUUCAAAAAGCACUAGUCAUCAAACAAGAAAUCGGAGACAAAGCUGGUGUUGGAGCUUCAUACUUAAAUCUGGCAAAACUUUGUCCAGAAUUUCAACUUACUGCAAAGAGUCAAGAAUUUGCUAAUAAAGCACUUGAGAUAAGUUACGAAAUAGGGGACAUUGAAAUGCAGUUUCACAGCCACCUUACCAUUGCUCUGAACGAGUUAAAAGCAGGAGGAAGCAUAACUGAACUUCUGCGAAAUCUGUAUGACAGCAUUCUGAAGUGCGAAGAAAUGCAUGACUUUUUAAGAGUGAAAGAUCAAUUCAAAAUUUCUUUUUUUGAUAUGCAUGUGUGCGCUUACCGUUUUCUUUGUAGGUUUGCAAUUGCUACAGGCAGUUAUUAUACAGCUCUUUACGUUGCCGAGCUUGGACGAUCCAGAGCACUAACAGACGUACUUUCAGAGAAGUACUCUGUGGAAAAAGGGGUAUCAGUCAACCCACAGUCAUGGAUUGGUAUUGAGAACAUUAUGAACAAAAAUGCCCUUAGUUCUUGUCUUUAUGUUUCCUGCUUCGAUGAUGAUAUGUUUUUUUGGAUCCUCAAGCCAAACAAAAUGAUAGUUUUUCGACAAACGAGACUCAAAGAAAGGGCAGAUAAAGUGUUUGAAAAUCAGACAUUUGGUGGGUCUCUUGAUUUACGUCAAGAGCAAUGCGAAGAUCGAUCAUUAUUUUCAUGUGUAAGUUCCCCGCUAUCAUGCAAACAAUCUCAGAGUGACAGCUUCGAAUCUUCGCGUCUUAUCGAAGAAGAGGAAGACGAAAAUCACGACUCUAAACCUUUAACCCUUGCUGAUGGUUACAACAUGAUAGUCGCUCCUGUAGCUGACUUACUCCAAGAAUCAGAAAUCAUUAUUAUACCGGAUAACUUGUUGUAUCCUAUUCCUUUUGCUGCUUUAAAGGAUGGUAAUGGAAAGUAUUUAUCGGAUACUUUCAGGAUUCGCAUUGUCCCUUCCUUGACGACUCUUAAGUUGAUUCAGCUCAGUCCAGCAGACUACCAUAGUAAAACCGGUGCACUGAUCGUAGGAGAGCCAGACGUUAGUGAUGUAUACUACCGAGGAAAAAUUCUACAGUUAAACUCACUGCCUUGGGCGAGAAAGGAAGCAGAGAUGAUUGGGCGA
Porites evermanni is the source of this 3312-nucleotide messenger RNA. The record is from the annotation of a GenBank genome assembly. NCBI's taxonomy places the organism in Eukaryota, Metazoa, Cnidaria, Anthozoa, Scleractinia, Poritidae.